UCAACCCUGUCAGCCCUGCCCUCUUUGCUGGAAUACAAUCAAUCUGCAAUGCUUCCAGCUCAGUAGCAGCAGACUGCGAGCUGGAGAGAUGGGACUGAAGAAGCUCCUUGGCUACCUGCUGCCAGUCACACUGUGGGUCUUGGGAGUGCGAGAGACCUGGGGUCAGAUACAGCCCUCUGAAGUGGAACUCCUGAACACCCUGAAAGAGACGAAACUGGAGUGGAUCCCAGCGAAGGAAAAGACAUGGAACUUGAACUCACUUCCCUUUGAGCUGAACACUCCUCACCCAGUCUACCAAGCUUGCAGCUACGACAAGAGAAACACCUACAAGCUGCUGUGGACCAACUGGAUUGCACGAGGAGACGCCAAUCACCUGCUUGUGGAUCUGGGAUUCGCUCAGGAGGAGUGUGACAGAGAAGAGCCCGUCUGCCAGCUAGAAGUCUACUUACUGGAAUCAGAGGAGCCUUUAUCACAUAGAGGGCUCAGCGUGUACCAAGCCUCCGAGCCCAUCCCAGUGAACUCCACAAAGCAUUUCCACCACGAUUCAAGCCCUCAGACGAAAGCAGAGAGCACAAACUCAGUCUCUGCUUUAGACUUGGGCCCCCUCUCUCAAGCCGGGUUCCACCUGGGCUUCGGUUAUUCCGGCCCCUGCAUCUUCCUCUCCAGGGUCAGGGUGUAUUUCAGGAAAUGCCCAGGCUUUUCUGAGGGCCGGGCCGAUUUCCCUGGUGCGGCUGGGGGGGCCGGCCAGAUAAGGGGGGCCUGCGUUGAGAAUUCCAUUGAAGUGUCUCCCCCACUCAGGGAGUGCGGCGCAGACGGGAUUUGGGGGGACUUGGAGGGGCAGUGUGUGUGUGACAGAGGAUACCAAGAAACUGGGCAUCACUGCGAAGCCUGUAGGAUUGGAUACUACAAGCCGGCCAAUCGCAGUGAGGGGUGUCAGCAGUGUCCGCCCAAUAGCAAGACAGAGGCAGAGGGAGCAGAGUCGUGCCAGUGCAUGAUGGGAUACUUCCGGUUGGACAGUGAUCCAGUGGAGCUGGGCUGCACCAAGCCCCCCUCUGCCCCCCAGAACCUCACAUUCUCUCUCCACCAGUCCUCGGUGACUCUGUCCUGGGACCCCCCUGGUGAUCUGGGGGGCCGGGGCGAUGUCCAGUAUGCAGUGGGGUGCUGGGAGAGGGCAGGAAGUAAGGACUGGGAGCGCUGUGGAGAUACUGUCCACUACCCACGGACUAGCAGACUGACCAACACCACGGUCACUGUGACCGGCCUGCAGGGGGCGCUCCAGUACCGGUUCCAUGUCGAAGCCAGCAACGCGGUGUCGGCAACCAGCGGAGCAGCUCGGGCUACCAGUGCAGUCAGCAUCACCAAGUGGGAACCCCAGCCUCCCCUGAUCACCACCCUCCCUGUGUCUGAGAAGCCGAGCUCAGUGCAGCACUAUGUGGUGCUGGGGGCAGCACUAGGGGUCGCUGUGCUCAUCGCUCUCAUUGUUAUAGUGCUGAUUGCCACGCGGAACAAAUACAAAAAACUAGCUAGAGAACAGGAGGUGGAGUUGCUGCCCGUCAAUUCUGGCCGAACCUACAAGCGACAGACUGAGGAGGUGACGUCUGUAUCAGAGGGGGUGACCUGGCAGCUUCUGGAGGUCAGUGAGCAGUUGAAGUCCAGUCUGAAGGAUGUCCUGGUGGAACGCAGUGAGCUGAGUCUGGGUCGGGACUUGGGUUCAGGGGAGUUCGGUGCCGUGUAUGAGGGUUACUUCAGACCAACGGACGGGCCAGAGAUCAAAGUGGCGGUGAAAACGAUGAGAGUGGGGCUCUACAGUCAAGAGGACCUGGAGUCUUUCCUGAAGGAAGCAGAGAUCAUGCAGAACUUCAACCACACCAACGUCGUCCGACUGUUAGGGGUCGCUCUGGAGUCCAACCCUGAGUCACGCAUCCCCUCGCCGAUGGUCAUCCUGCCCUUCAUGAAGCACGGAGACCUACGGAGAUUCCUAUUGGCUACACGGCACGGAGAGAUCCCCAUGUUUGUUCCCUCUCAGACUCUGCUGCGCUUCAUGAUUCACAUCUCCUCCGGGAUGCAAUACCUCAGUAGCAGAGGGUUUCUACACCGGGACCUGGCAGCACGCAACUGCAUGCUGGGAGAUGAUCUCAGGGUCUGUGUGGCUGACUUCGGCCUCUCUAAGAAGAUCUACAGCAGCAACUACUACAGACAGAAGGUGGCGAUCCGGAUGCCUGUCAAGUGGAUGGCAAUCGAGAGCAUGGCAGAGUCUGUCUACACAAGCAAGAGCGAUGUGUGGUCCUUCGGGGUGACGAUGUGGGAGAUCGUGUCUCGUGGCCGGAGCCCUUACCCUGGAGUUCAGAACCACGAGAUGUUUGAGUUCCUCGAAGCAGGGAAUAGACUGAAGCAACCGGCCGACUGUGACCCCAAGCUGUACCAGCUGAUGACUGAGUGCUGGAGCCCAGACCCUUCGGACAGACCCAGCUUCUCAGAGCUCGAGGGCAGCCUGAAGGAGCUCCUGGCCUCCCUGCCUCCUCUCCAUGCCAAGGAGGAGGCCCAGUACAUCAACCAGGGCCUGGAGCUCGCGGUGCAGGGACUGGGGGGAGACGAGGACAAAGCCCAGGGCAACCUGUACCUGCCCAACCCCACUACAGCACCCCUAGAGGACAGCAUGGCUUCCUGCAGCUCACAGGACGAACAGGGAUAUCAGGUCUUCAGCAAGUUUCAGUGAAUAGUAGCAAUUUCCCUUACAUGAACACAAGACCCCUUAUCUCAGUUUUUACCAUUUUUUUAUCGAAACAGUCCCGGUUUUUACAAAAGCUAUAGGUCGUUAUUUAGCAAUUCUAAACAUAUUUUACACCUGAAACAGAGAGACCACCCGAUAUUAACACAUAUUAUCAAACAUUCUCGCGACACCCAACUGUAUAAAACACAGUCUAGAUCAGCCAAGGUAGCAGUCUAAUGACAAGCUACUGUGAAUCUGCUUUCCUUUUGCUUUGCUGGUAAUACACAGACUGUGCACUAGAUGGUGCUGGCGCUUACUGAUAUAAAGACACUUGGGCAGAUCUCCCCUACACAUGUCUAUGGCAGACACCUAGAGCUGAAGAGCAGCUCCUGAACGUUCACUGUGGCCUGUGACAAGGUGAAAUUAUUGAAAGCCAUCAGUGGUUUACGGAGUGUGUUACAACAUUUGACCAGAAGGUGGCGCUGCUGUCUAAGGAAGCUUUUGAUUAAGUUGCAAAAGGCUGUUGAUUUGCAUUCAGAAAGCCGAGAUAUGUCUUACACAGUUCUACAGCUAUGGACUGGCAUCCUUUAAGCCCCGACUUGACAAAGUUUUGAGAACCAGCCAGCACUGAUGGGCUGAACGGCCUCCUUUCUUAUGGUCUUCUCGUCUGAAUACAAUUUCUCACUUCUUUAUUCAGAGUUUUGUAACUUCAACAGUAAAACUCAUUUUUUUCUGUGCUAUGGUACUAACACACAUUUCAAUAAACAUAAUAUAAGAUAUUAUAGUUAUUACUGAAAUAUUGUGUUUAAUUCAAUUUUUGAUGUAUAUAGGGCAGCAGUGGUUAGGGCUCUGGACUCUUGACCGGAGGGUUGUAGGUUCAAUCCCAGGUGGGGGGACACUGCUGCUGUACCCUUGAGCAAGGUACUUUACCUAGAUUGCUCCAGUAAAAACCCAACUGUAUAAAUGGGGAAUUGUAUGUAAAAAUAAUGUGAUAUCUUGUAACAAUUGUAAGUCGCCCUGGAUAAGGGCAUCUGCUAAGAAAUAAAUAAUAAUUAUAAUAAUAACACAAGCUAGAUCAGCACACUAAUGGCUUAGAAAAGAGCUGCCCCAUCUAGUGAAUCUAGUUUGUUUUGCUGUCUAUGUUGAAUACCUGAGAUGCAAAGCCUGUUCACUAGAUGGCGCUGUAUCCCCCCCACUAUACAGACACGGAUGUAGCUAGCCUGUGUUAUACCUGCCCAUAGUGAAAGAUAAUGGGGAGUUUCCAUGUGUGUUCUAAUUUUACUGGAGACAUUGUGCUCGAGCCAAAUGAAAAAUGGCCCUAUUCAUUCGGGUUUGCAUUGUCUCACUUUAUUUUAGUUUAGUUUAAUUCAGUUAUUCGUGUUUUACGUUAUGCUCACGAGUAAAUGAGAUUUACACUAUCCCUCUCUGUGGCCACAAACCUGAUCUUCUCGCCCAAACGUGCCACUUCACAUGUAAAUAACCACACAUGGAAGCUCCCUCAAUGACAACUGCGCUUGGAGAGCUGCUUCUAAACAGAGUAAACACAAUUUUGAGAAAUUGCAGUAAGAAACACUCAGAGUCAUUAACAAUGUAAACAGUGUGCAAUUUAAAACUACUUUAUAAUUCUAAAUUUUAAAAGAUAUUAAAGAUCAUUUACUAAAAUCAUAACUUUUAAUAAUGUCAGCAACUAAUGUUAAAAACUGUACAAAUAUGGAUUUUACUAAUUUACUAUAUAAAACUUUUUUUUUAGUAUGUUUGUAAAUACAGUAUCAAUUUAUAUUUAUAUUGCAAGUUGAAUAAAAUGUGUUUUUUGAAGAUGAA
Molecule: messenger RNA, 4531 nt
Organism: Acipenser ruthenus (sterlet)
Lineage: Eukaryota; Metazoa; Chordata; Actinopteri; Acipenseriformes; Acipenseridae
Product: tyrosine-protein kinase Mer-like
Exons: 15
Coding region: 89-2716 (875 amino acids)
Biological process (GO): axon guidance; protein phosphorylation
Cellular component (GO): neuron projection
Molecular function (GO): transmembrane-ephrin receptor activity; protein binding; ATP binding
Source: RefSeq, a predicted model, not a curated record